UCGAAUAGAAAGUGCACGUUUUCAUAAUUGGAUUAACGGCCGCACAUAAAGUCACCGUCACCGUCAUCGUCUAGGUCGCCGUCAUUUCACCAUCAUGAGAGAAAUUGUGCAUCUUCAGGCUGGCCAGUGCGGCAAUCAGAUCGGGUCCAAGUUCUGGGAGAUCAUCUCCGAUGAGCAUGGUAUCGAUCCGACUGGACACUAUCAUGGCGACACCGACUUGCAGCUCGAGCGUAUCGACGUGUACUAUACCGAGGUCAACGGCAAUAAGUAUGUGCCGCGUGCCGUUUUGGUUGAUCUGGAACCGGGCACGAUGGAUUCCGUCCGUCAGUCGCCCUACGGUGCACUGUUCCGACCGGACAACUUCGUUUACGCUCAGUCGGGCGCCGGCAAUAACUGGGCGAAGGGUCACUACACCGAGGGUGCUGAGCUGGUCGACAAUGUGCUCGACGUGAUUCGCAAAGAGACGGAAGCGUGCGACUGCCUCCAGGGCUUCCAGCUGGCACAUUCGCUGGGCGGUGGUACCGGUUCGGGCAUGGGCACGCUUUUGAUAUCGAAAAUCCGCGAAGAAUACCCCGAUCGCAUCAUGAACACAUUCUCCGUUGUUCCAUCACCAAAGGUAUCCGAUACCGUAGUAGAGCCGUACAAUGCAACGCUCUCCAUCCACCAGUUGGUCGAAAACACGGACGACACGUUCUGUAUCGACAACGAAGCUUUGUACGAUAUCUGUUUCCGAACGCUUAAGCUAUCGUCUCCCACCUACGGGGACCUCAAUCACUUGGUGUCCGUUACGAUGUCCGGCGUUACGACCUGCCUACGAUUCCCGGGACAGCUAAAUGCUGACCUUCGCAAGCUGGCAGUGAAUAUGGUGCCGUUCCCGCGACUGCACUUCUUCAUGCCAGGCUUUGCACCGCUCACGGCUAAAGGAUCCCAACAGUACCGUGCCCUGACAGUUCCAGAACUGACCGCUCAGUUGUUUGAUGCCAAAAACAUGAUGACCGCCUGCGAUCCUCGCCAUGGUCGAUAUUUGACUUGUGCAGCCAUCUUCCGAGGCACGAUGUCGAUGAAAGAAGUCGAUCAGCAGAUGCUGAACAUUCAGAGCAAAUACAGCAGCUACUUUGUCGAGUGGAUUCCGAACAACGUGAAGGUGGCUGUAUGUGACAUUGCUCCACGCGGAUUGAAAAUGUCUGCCACGUUCAUUGGCAAUACCACGGCCAUACAGGAGAUCUUCAAGCGCAUCUCGGAGCAGUUCACUGCCAUGUUCAGACGGAAAGCGUUCCUGCACUGGUACACUGGAGAGGGUAUGGAUGAGCUAGAGUUUAGCGAGGCAGAGUCGAACAUGAACGAUCUCAUCUCGGAGUACCAACAGUAUCAGGACGCUGAUGUGGAGGAUUACGACGAAAUGGAAGAAAUUCCGGAGGAAGAGCAACAGCAACAAGAGUAGC
This is a messenger RNA of Anopheles maculipalpis, 1442 nucleotides long. Its product is annotated as tubulin beta chain-like. The coding region runs from base 95 to 1441 and encodes 448 amino acids. Gene Ontology annotation, molecular function: GTPase activity; GTP binding; structural constituent of cytoskeleton. NCBI's taxonomy places the organism in Eukaryota, Metazoa, Arthropoda, Insecta, Diptera, Culicidae. Gene Ontology annotation, biological process: microtubule cytoskeleton organization; mitotic cell cycle. Gene Ontology annotation, cellular component: microtubule; cytoplasm. The record is from RefSeq and is a predicted model, not a curated record. The transcript is spliced from 6 exons.